Molecule: messenger RNA, 4487 nt
Organism: Etheostoma cragini (Arkansas darter)
Lineage: Eukaryota; Metazoa; Chordata; Actinopteri; Perciformes; Percidae
Gene: epb41l2
Product: erythrocyte membrane protein band 4.1 like 2
Exons: 25
Coding region: 267-3551 (1094 amino acids)
Biological process (GO): cortical actin cytoskeleton organization
Cellular component (GO): cytoskeleton; plasma membrane
Molecular function (GO): structural molecule activity; actin binding
Source: RefSeq, a predicted model, not a curated record
GCGAUAGUCCCGAGGGAAGCAGACGCUGUGCUCCGAGAGAGAGAGGAUGGAAGAGAGAAAAUGGCAAUGACGGUUUGUAGGGCAGACAUUUGCUAAGAGGUGGGAAGUGAAAGAAAAGACAGGCACAGGCAAGACAAAAAGAGUAAAAGAAAGUGGGGACAAAAAGCAGGAAAACGGGAGGCGAGAAGAAGUAAAGAGAAGAGGCAAAAAGGAAAGUCACAGUUAAACAAGAGGGCAACAGAAGCAACGAUAGUUGACCUGUCACCAUGACAACCGAAGCGGGGUCUGAAACAGAGGUGAAGGAGAAAGCCGAGGAGUCAGCCGCUCAGCCGGACCAAUCAGAGAAGGAUAAGGAAGAAAGCCAGGAAGUACCCAACGCUGAGGGAGAGGAGAAGGAAAAAGAGAAGGAGAAAGAGGGAAAAGGAAUAGCUCGAUUCCUGCCAACAUGGCUUAAGAAGCAGAAGUCUCAGAGCCAGACGUCCCCGACUAAGGAGGUCCCACCCGCAGAGGAAGCGGUUAGCAAGGUGACCCAGGAGGAGGACGGGCCUGUCCCCGAAGUCAACGGUCACGCAGAGGAAGAGGAGGAAGAGAAGGAGGCAGUAAAGUCGGAGCCAGUGAAGGAAAAAGAAGCAGAAUCUCAGUCCACCGCCAGCGCAGACACCGAGCCUGCCAAGGAGGAGAAGGUGGAAGAGAGUGCUGAGAAAGUUCCGGAAGAGACCACGGGGAUAACAGAGGGAGAAGGGGCAGAGGAGCAGAAGAAGGAGCAAGAAGGAGAGGAGGAAAGGGAAGGAGGAGGAGGAGAAGAAGAAGGCCACACCUCAAUAUUCCAGUCUCCUCUUCGUCUGGUGAGGAAGACCAAGAUGAAGCUGAUGGCGUGUCACGUGGCCCUCCUGGACGGGUCCGACUUCACCUGCGAGGUGGAGAAACGCGCCAAGGGCCAUUACCUGUUCUUUAAGGUGUGUGAGCACCUUAACCUGAUGGAGAAGGACUACUUUGGACUCUCAUACACAGACAACCACGAACAGAAGUGUUGGUUGGAUCCCACUAAGGAAAUCAAGAGACAGAUACGCAGUAACAACUGGCAGUUUGUAUUUAACGUCAAGUUCUACCCUCCCGACCCCUCACUGCUCACUGAAGACAUUACAAGGUACCUUUUGUGUCUGCAGCUCCGUGAAGACGUGGCUUCGGGUCGACUGCCUUGCUCUUUUGUCACUCACGCUCUGCUGGGCUCAUACACGUUGCAGGCUGAAGUUGGUGACUAUGAACCCGACCAGCCUCGGCCUCUGGACAACGUCAGUCAGUUGACCUUCGCGCCCAAUCAGAGCAAAGAGAUGGAGGAGAAAAUUCUUGAACUCCACAAGUCUCACAGGGGAAUGACUCCAGCACAGGCCGACACCCAGUUUCUAGAAAAUGCCAAGAAACUGUCCAUGUACGGGGUGGACCUGCACCAUGCUAAGGACUCUGAGGGUGUGGACAUCAUGCUAGGUGUGUGCGCCAAUGGACUCCUGGUUUACAAAGACAGGCUCCGGAUAAAUCGUUUCGCUUGGCCCAAAAUACUCAAGAUUUCAUACAAGAGGAACAACUUCUACAUUAAGAUCAGACCAGGAGAGACGGAGCAGUUUGAGAGCACGGUGGGAUUCAAACUCCAGAAUCAUCGCUCUGCCAAAAAGCUGUGGAAAGUCUGUGUGGAGAAUCACAGUUUCUUCAGGUUAAACGCUCCAGAACCUCCCACCAAGGCCCGCUUCUUGACUCUGGGCUCCAAGUUCCGUUACAGCGGGCGAACCCAGGCCCAGACCCGCUUGGCCAGCUCCCUCAUAGACCGACCUGCACCCAACUUUGAGCGCACCUCAUCCAAACGCAUCAGCCGCAGUCUGGAUGGAGCGCCGGUGAUCAACAUAACUGAAGCUUCAUCUGAGAAUGGACGUGAGCCCCACCUGGAGCUCCACUCUGACUCUAAGGUUAAGGAGGUGGACUUGAGCCCUAGUGAUGCGGAAGCCACGCCCACCCAGUCACUUGGAGCCAGGGAGCUCGCCCUCUCUCAGGACCAUGAUAAGACCCAGGAAGACGUUCUGAAACACCAAGCUAGCAUUAGCCAGCUAAAACGCUCCUUUAUGGAGGCGCCACCUCCCUCUCCUCCUCAGCCCAACCAGUGGGAGAAACGUCUCACCUCCUCUCCCGCUACAACGAUACGUAUUCAACAGCAACAGCAUGUGAGCCUUGAAGAGGAGAUAGCUUCUGUACUUUUCAGUAGAGGCUCUGGCUUUUGUUCAGCUCCUUCUGCCUGCAGUGUUCCUGAACCAACUCUAGAUGCUGAUAUAACCACUUCUACUACUUCCACUGCUGUCUGCAGUACCGCUGCUCUGCACGGGCUUCUUAUUUCCCCAACUGCUCCACUCUCUGCCACUGAGGAGAGUGUGCCCCAAGCGGAAGCAGCUGCUGCUGAUAGCACGAUGUCUGAUACCAAAGAACCUGCAAAGACAACCGAAGUUGAAAUUGAAGAAACAGUUGUCGUCCAAGAGGUUUCCAUAGCACCCAAACCUGGGCCUUUCACGGUUCUGACCAGCUCCUCUGCGGGCCUGCCUGCAGAGCAGGAGAUAAGGGAGCAGGAAGUGACAGCCGAAGAGGAAGUAGUGGUAGCGGAGGAAGCAACAGUGUCAAAGCAAGAGAGCGUUUCAUCUGAGAGCGAGAGUGAAGAGGAAGCGGAGUACCAUCCAAAUGUCUCAGUAUCGAUCUGUCACACACAAAUACCAGAGGAGAAGGAAGAGGAGGAAGAGCAGGAGGAGGAGGAGGAGGCGCAGGAUAACGCAGCGGAGCAGAGCAUGCCGGCUCCAGACGCUCCUUCCCUUCCAGCAGAAGUCAGCCAAACUCUAAAGGCAACCAGUCAAGAGGUAGAGGUGGACGCAGAGGCGCAGAAGAAGAGGAAUGAAGAGGAGGAGGAAGCAGCUGAGAGGGAGAUAGUGGAAAGCCCUGGUGAUCCAAUGAUGACGCCUGAAGAAGCUCCUAAUGGUCACGUCCUGCCUGAGGAGAGCACCACCAGGAUGGUCGCCUCUGUAGAGGAAGAGGAAGAGCCUAAAAUGAACGGAGAAGCCUCACUGGCUGAAGCAGAACCACGGCCACAGGUUAUUUGUUGCUCUGAGCCACCUGUGGUAAAGACAGAAAUGGUGACUAUAUCAGACACGUUUGCAGCCCAGAAAACUGAGAUAGCUACAAAAGAAGUGCCCAUCGUACAUACGGAAACCAAGACCAUCACAUACGAAGCCUCACAGUUGGACGGUAAUGGCGAUGGCGAGCCUGGAGUGUUGAUGACCGCUCAGACAAUCACCUCUGAAUCUCUGUGUACUACUACAACCACACACAUUACCAAGACGUUGAAGGGCGGCCUAUCUGAGACAAGGAUCGAGAAGCGCAUCGUCAUUACUGGUGACUGUGACAUCGACCACGACCAGGCACUAGCCCAGGCCAUUAAGGAGGCCAAAGAGCAACAUCCUGACAUGUCUGUUACCAGAGUGGUGGUUCAUAAAGAAACUGAACUGUCUGAGGAGGAGGAUUGACUGAACUCAGAGUUGAAGGGCCCAUCGGGACGGUUUUCUCUGACGUCGAACAACCUCCAUCACCCUACGACAACCAACCUUUACUGACUGAAGAGGAAGAGAAGAAGAGCUGAAAAACAGAAGGCGAGAGAGGUUAGACAAACGGAGAGAAGUUGCCAAUCUCUUCCCAGUCGGUCUUUCUUACACAUCUGUGUUGCAUCUAAGUCCCUCACUCCAAAACCAAGAAGAAAAAAUAACAUCCUCACUUUUCCCAAGGGAACGAAAAAGAACCACUUUGUUAGCUUAACAUUUGUAGCGUGUUUUUAUUUCUUAAUAGUGUUGUUUUUUUUUAAACUGUUUUACAAAAAAGAGAGUUCGUGUGUCUGUCAUGUAUUGCAAACUUAAAAGCUGCAGGGAUGCACCGAUCCAACCAAUCCUGAUGAGAUACAAGGCUGAAAAAUAUGAUUAAUGUAUCAUUGUAAUGAUUAUGUCACCCGUAACGGUGAUCUUCAAUACCUUAUUCACUCACUUAAAAGUCAAAGCAAAUUGAGCUUUUUUUAAAGAUAAAAUAAAAAAUGCUUGUGAUGUUAAACCGAGAACGCUUUUAUCUUCAUUAAUUCGUCUUAAAAAGUAAUUAAUUUGAAGUAUUGUACUUUUUCUGUUUUGUAGCGGCAGUGGGAAGGGGUAUUGGUGCAUUCCUUUAAAAAAAGAGGUAAUUUGUUAAAUUACAGCUCCCUCCCUCGUUUCAUUAUGGUGUGAAUGGAGAGUAACAGUCUUUCAAAAAUGUUUACAGUGACAAGCAGAACUGCAGUCUGUUUUUUUUUACAAAUUUUCAAAGCGUAACAAAAUCAAACCAUAAAACCCAUUGACAGUGGGAUGAGUGGUAGAACCAGCCGUGUCACAUUUUGUUACUUACAAUUACAGAAAACGGGGAGCUGUAACUUAAAGUAUUGCAGU